AGAGAGUAUAUAAGCUGAAAAAUUUUAUUGAGAGACAGUCCGAUCUUGACUGAAUAAUAAAGAUGAAAGUUCUAGCUUUACUUGCUCUUGUUGCUGUUGCCGUUCAGGCUAAACCACGUGAUCCUGCUUUCUUGACCACUGAAGUUGGUUACAUCGUUGGAGGUGAAGAUGCUUCCCCUGGUGAAUUUCCAUGGCAAGUAUCUUUGCAAAGAUGUUCUGGUGCUUCAUGCAGCCACAACUGUGGAGCCAUCGUCAUGAAUGCCGACUGGGUUUUGACUGCUGCCCAUUGUAUCCAAAACCCAUCCCUCGCUUCUCAUAGAUUGGUCUUCGGUCUUCACAGACGUAGUGAUGAAUCUGGAGCUCAAGCUAGAACUCCAUCCAUUGUUAGACCCCAUCCAGAUUGGAUCAAUGACGGUAGCUUGGGAUUCCCCAACGAUGUCGGUGUCAUGAAAGUCUCUGAAUCUGUUGUUCUUUCUGGAAAUGUUGCUGCAGCUACUCUUGUAUCUUCAUCUGUUGGAAAUUUGGCCGGACAAGCCUGUGUCAUCUCUGGUUGGGGACGUACCGCUGGUGGAGCACCUUUACCCGAUGUUCUCCAAAAAGCCGACACCCGUGUCUUGUCCACUGCUGAGUGCCAAGCUCAAGGAAUUCCUCAAGCUGAUGAUGACUUCCAUAUUUGUCUUAACAACGAUGCCGGAACUACCAACUCCUGCAACGGUGACUCUGGUGGCCCAUUGAACUGCCCAAUCGGAAGCGGUGGCUCUAUUCAAAUUGCUGGUGUUACAUCUUUCGGUAUCAUCUUCUGCCCACCAAACAGACCAGCUGGGUAUGCCCGUGUUUCUUACUACCGUGACUGGAUCGAUUCCAACUCCCAAGAUUAAGUAGCUGUGUAAAAUAAGGAAACCCAAUAAACAAUCGUCUUAAUGAUAAAUAAAUAUUAAAAUCUUAAAUUUAAACUUUAAAGUUUAAACUUUCUCUUAAAAGAAUUAUUAUAUUAAUAUAUAGUUUAAUGAAACUUGUAGUCUUUAUACUUUGAACCUAUAAUUUUGGUUCGCAUCUCUCGCGUAAUCGCUUAAAUUUACCGUUUUUGACUUGCUCCAUAAAUAAACUAUAAUUCAUUAUAAAUAA
Dimorphilus gyrociliatus is the source of this 1125-nucleotide messenger RNA. The record is from the annotation of a GenBank genome assembly. NCBI's taxonomy places the organism in Eukaryota, Metazoa, Annelida, Polychaeta, Dinophilidae.